Molecule: messenger RNA, 2198 nt
Organism: Trametes versicolor FP-101664 SS1
Lineage: Eukaryota; Fungi; Basidiomycota; Agaricomycetes; Polyporales; Polyporaceae
Exons: 2
Coding region: 1-1704 (567 amino acids)
Biological process (GO): regulation of transcription by RNA polymerase II
Molecular function (GO): RNA polymerase II cis-regulatory region sequence-specific DNA binding; DNA-binding transcription factor activity, RNA polymerase II-specific
Source: RefSeq, a predicted model, not a curated record
AUGAGCUCUCCAGCCCUUGCUGCCAGUCCUCACCGCACCAGCCACAGCCAGGAUCCCCCGCCAGACGUCAUCCCAAACAACUCCACCGCCCCCGACUCCCCGCCCCCGCCAGCGAACGCCCUCUCCCCCCAGAACGCUCCAGCCAACGGCCAGCAACGUCCGCCCGCCCAGCCCAAGCGCAGCAACUUCGACCUCGAGCCCAACCCCUUCGAACAGUCUUUUGCUCGUCCUACGAACGACUCUUCCCUCCGUACUCAACAACAGAGCCCCGACUCUGCCGCCCGCUCCUCCGCCUCUCGUUCGUCGCACGAUGAGUCCCGCCCGUCCUCGAAGGCCAACGAACACGACGACGCCCCAAAACCAACACUACCCCCCAUAGACGCAAUCAAUUCCCCCUCCGACUCGUCCUACGGCUGGGGAUUUUCGUCCGCGGGCCUAUCCAACUCGCUCCGGUCUGGGCCCCUCUCUCCUGCCAUGCUCGCCGGGCCUCAACCAAACUCCAACGAUCACCCACUCCCGGCCUUCGACCCCACAACCUUCCGCACUGGGCUUACCCCACGUACUGGCCUAACUCCGGGCACGGGCCUUACCCCCAUCAUGAGCUCCGUCUUCCCUCCACCGUCACCGGGUACCAACGCCUGGUUGCAGCUCAUGAACUCCAAUUCCGCCGCAUCUCUCUCGAAUGUUGCGACCAUCACUCCCAACACACUCUCCGCCAUUACGGGUGCUCUGCCAGGAGGUCCCCACACAAGCACGUCCCCCACCAACCCCUCACCCCUAUCGAUGUCGCACACCGCGUAUGGAGCCCAUGCACGCAACGAACCUCCUACCUCCGUCGCGGGCUCCUACGUCACCUCCGCUGCUGAGGCCGCAACCAACUCCACCAAUGGCCUUUUCCUCCUUUCGCAGGCUCACCAGGAGCUUACUAAGCGAGAACAAGCACAGGCGGCUGCUGCCAAUGCUCAAACAAAUACUAUCGCCGGUUCGCAGACCAACGGUAACGGCAAUGGAGUUGCUUCCGCAAACGGCAAGCGGGGGACAAAGCGGAAGAACACAUACGAUGGGUCUCCCACUGCCGAGAGUCCCGAGUUCUCCGUGCAGCAGCCCGCGAGCAAGGGCGGCGCUUCGAAGCGUACGCGCUCCAACGCGAGUACCACCAGCGCGAGUCGGAGCAAGCGUGGACGUUCGGAGAGUAUCGACUUCGGCGACAUGGGCGAGGAGGAAGAGGAAGACGACGAUGACAUCAUGAUGCAAGGGGCCGGCGCUGGAGGGAAGAAGGGCGCUGGUGGUCAAUCGAAGAAGCCGGAGACAGAGGAGGAGAAGCGAAGAAACUUCCUCGAGCGCAACCGACAAGCUGCGCUCAAGUGUCGGCAACGGAAGAAGGCUUGGCUCGCACAGUUGCAGGCGAAAGUCGAGUAUCUGUCGAACGAGAACGAGCGGUUGACUUCCGCCCUCGUCGCCUCACGAGAAGAGAUCGCUCGACUGUCCGCCCUCGUCGGCGCGGCGUCCGUCGGCCAACCAGUGCCGCUCCCUGUGUCCGGCGCGGGUGGAGGCGUGAACGUCGGGCAAAACGGCGGUGCCAACGGCGUUAACGGGCACGGCGGUCCCGGCGGGCCUCCGAUCAGCGUGAACGUAAGCCUCCCACCACCAGGGAAGAGCGCGGUCGCGAUGGUUGGGGGCGGCGGGCGGGGCUACGGGUACUAGGUGACCCGUCGGCCCCCUAGCCUCGCCUUCGGACCGCCCUGCGGCACUAUCACCGCCGGCGUAUCCCGCGAGAGCCCACGAGAGAGGGCUCUCCGCGUCGAGGUGGUGGGUGUGUGCGUGCGGGGUGCGUGUGCGCCAUUGCGGACGCGCCCGGGGGCGUCGGCGGGGAGGCCAUAUACAUGACGGCCAGAGAUCCCUACGCCGGCUGCCGCUCGUGCGAGGUUCUGCGACGCGCUGUGUUGGACUUGGACUCGUUCGAGAUGUUGUACAUGCUGCUGCUGUUGUAUGUUGGAGAUGGAGACGCAGUUAUGCUUGGUGCUUGGGAGUAGCAGCCGUGUGCGUGCAGCGCGCGCAGGCACCGUAUGAAGUACAUUAAGCGUAUAAGAGUAUUGAGUUAUAGCACAUACAUGUCCUUUAGUGAUCCGUCUCGUCCCGCUCUCUUGCUUGUCCUGUUUACUUACUCUCUCUUGGUGCAAUUACAUCAUGCUCACAUC